UAGAUGUGUAGAUGUGUAAAUGUGUAGAUGUGUAGAUGUGUAGAUGUGUAAAUGUGUAGAUGUGUAGAUGUGUAAAUGUGUAAAUGUGUAAAUGCAGGUAGAGUGAUAGUGAUAUGAUCAGCUGGUCAGAUCUCAGUCAGCUAUAGAUCUGUACAGUCAUCGUCUUCUGAAGACUAAAGUCCACCCGGAGAGACCAGCAGCUGGUUCCAGGUGUUAAUGAUAAAACUACUUUUGCGUUGGGGUGCUCCAUGUAAACUCUUAAUGUGCGUUCCAUUACCCAUACUGCCAGAGUAUUUAGUAUACCAGAAACAUACAUAUACAUAUACAUACAGUAUGUCAAAGGCAGGAGGUUCUACUACAUCUACAUGUUCUGACCCACAAUCAGAUAUCAGAGCAAGAGGGUCAGAACUCAAGGUGCAGUGUUGUGAAGAAGUAUUAUCCCAAUAGCAUGCAAGGUGAAUGCAACAGUACGCACUCUGUAAGGGAAGCUGCACUAGAAGAUGAGAUUUGUAAUGUAGCCUCAGACUGAAGCUGCAUGUGACCUUCAGAGGAGUCUGGAGGGCGGAGCUGAGUCAUCAGGAAGAUCCAGCUCACCUGGACUGAUCCAACCUGAAACACACCUCUUGGUCCAGCUGUAGGAAGCACCUCUCACAACACCUCACUGGAGAAAUCUAAAGUUCGUAUCUCGAUGUCUUGGAGUCUGUUUGGAACAAAACAUCUUCUCAUAUUUAACAUUACUGCAGCCGCCUGAUGGAAGAACCAAUCAAAGUGCAACAGACUGACGGAGGAGAGAGACGAGGCCGAGAGACAACUCAAACACAUCAAGAGAGUGUCUCAGAUGGUGAUUGAGGAGGUGAGCGUUCUGCAGACUCAGCUGGAGAUUGAGAAGUCGUGCCGGGAGAAUGCAGAGGCCUUGGCCACAAAGCUGAACUGUGAGAACAGGAAGUUGAAGUACCUGAGCCUGUCAUCUCGUCCAUGUCUGGAGGAGCUGCUUCCCAGCAUCUCAGGCUGCAUCGCUCUGGAGGCUGACGCUGAUGCAGACACCGCAGAUGGAAACCCUGACACCUUCACACAGUACCAACAACAAGUUAAAGAGCUGAGGGAGACGGUAAACACCUUAUUGGAGGAGAAGAAGAAUUUCGUCUGUCAGAUUCAUGAACAGCAGAGACGGAUAGAAGAGCUGACUUCACAGUCAGAGAAAGAUCAGUCCGAGAUGAAGGAGCUUGGUGAAACUGUUGAGCAGCAACGUAAAACCAUCAAGAGAUUCAACAGAGUCUCCACGAUGGCGGCUCAGGAGUACGACGGGAUGAAGGAGCAGCUCGACUUGGAGCAGAGCCUGAGAGUCAAAGCUGAGACUUACGCACAUGAGAUGCUGGUGAAGCAGAAGGAGGCCAACAGGCAGAGUAUGCUGCUGCUGCAGAGUGCUGAGCCCAGCGUUCAGCUUCUGAAGGCUCUGGAGGACGUCGCUGCCGUCACCAAAACCCUGGAGGAGGAGCGUCUGCAGCAUCAGCAGAAGGUGGAGAGCCUGGAGGCCCAGCUGGAGCAGAGCUGUGUGAAGAAGCAGCUGGAGGCUCUGCAGAGGCAGCUGGAGCUGCUGGAGGUGGCCAAGAAGGAGGUGGAAGGACGACUGGAGCAGGAAGAGAAGAAGAACGAGGAGCUGGAGAACAGAGUCCAUGAGCUCCAGGAGACCCAGAAAGAGGUCGCCAUGACGAACAGCACGGCGCCCCCCCCCCCUGAACCCGGCGUCGCUCCGCCUCCCGCCCCCCCCCCACAGCCGCCUCCUCCGCCUCCUCCUCCACCUCCUCCCCCUCCGCCGCCUCCCCCCUCCAGAUGCAACCCCCUCAGCUCUCUGAUCGCCAUCAUGAGGAAAUCCUCUAAAGGCUCCAAAGCCUCAGUGAAGACGGAGCAGCCGCCAGCUGGCGAGGGUGACGACGUGAAGGCGAAGGCGGUGAAUGAAAUGAUGGAGAGGAUCAAACAUGGUGUCGUCCUGCGGUCUGUCAAGAGUCAGGACAGCAAGAGAGUAGCAGUAAAACCGCCUCCGAUCUGUGAGGAGAAACCACAGGAGAGCGCCAUGGAGGAACUGAAAGGCAUCCUGGAGACGGUGAAGCGGAGCCCCAGCCGAGGCUCUCAGGAGUCAGUGCCGUCUGGGCCGCCGGGGCCGCCGGGGCCGCCGGGGCCGCCGGGGCCGUCGGGGCCGUCGGGGCCGUCGGGGCCGUCGGGGCCAUCGGGGCCACCAGUCCCGCCACCUGGGAAGAAGGACAGCGAGCUGGAGGUCAUCCUGAGACGCCGACGCAACAAGGCGGGAGAAGCUGGCUCCGGAGAUGAGCGGGAGGGCCAGAUGAGCCACGUCUCCUCCUUGGACAGCCUGAACGGGAGGAGAACCAGCAGCGACUUGGGCAAGGAUCCAGAGGGGCCGGGAGUGCUGAGCGUCCCCUUGGACUCUGCGGGUCCUAGGGUCAGCCCGGAGAGACGGGGGUCGGGGCCGGGGCCCGUCGUGGCCAGGAGGAAGAGCUCCGACACGGGCAAAGAGCCCAGAGUGGGCUCCUGGCAGGAGAGGAGGUCCUGCAGCUCUCUGUCGGGGAAGGAAACAGCCGAGUCUCCGGUCAGCAACGGCUGCAGCAACAGCGUGGGGGAGGACGGUCAAAAUGCGACUGAGAAGUGUGUCCAGUCAAACGGAGUCGAACCUGGUGAGGACGCACACGCCACCACCGUCUGUGCCGGCCCGGUCAACGGCAGCGCCGACGCCGAGUGCUAGGAUGGACUCUGAGGAUCCAGGGCUUGUUUCUGCAAUCUGAUCCAUGCAUUUACUGGCUGAUGUGAGAGCGAUGUCAUUGAUAUUUACUAUCAGAUCAGACGGGUUAGGGUGGGGUCACACGUUUGCCUUUUGUUUAUUUGGUCAGAACCAGAGUGGAAAAGUUGUACUUUUGUAUUUGUGUUUUUUCAGAUUUACACAAACCUUUUACACACUAACCAGGGUCUGUACGGACUAACAUGUAGCUCAUUUAUUCAACAGGUUCGAGCAUUUCUGAUUCCAUUCCCUGAAGCUUUUUCACCACUCUUACACAUGUCAUAUAUCACAUCAUCGUUCUCAUGCUGCAGAUAAACUGUUGAGAACGUGUUUGGUGUGAACACACCCUAACCUGUCCAGCCAUCGUAGAAGCCCUACUUCCUCAAACAAACUGCAUCUGUCGCUUGUUAAAUGAGAGAGAUUCAAACUAUUAUUCUUGUCGAAACCAGCUUGAGCAAAAAACACCUGCUGAAGUUCAUGAAUUUGCACGUACCAACCAACCAACCAAUCAAUCAAUCAAGAACGUCAUUGUCAUUAUGCAAACAUAACGGAAUUGCAGUCAACCUCAAAUGGUGCAUUGUAUUAAAAGACUUGAGACACAUAUUUACAAGGAAUAAAUAAGGCAUGAAUGAGAUAAAAGAUUAAUAAUAAAUAUCAGUGAUAAAAAGGGCAGAAUCUGAGCAAUAUAAGAACAAAAAUAUAAGCAAUAAGAGUAUAAUACAAUAACAAAAUUAAAAAACAGUGACAGUUAAGUUACUAGUAGGAAACAAACUCAAAAUUCUGAUACAAAAAAGUUGUUUAUUUUUCAUACUUUUUUGUAAACAUUGCUUUUUUCCUCUUUAAUUUGAUACCUUUGGCGUCUAAAAACUAUUCAAAUGAAACAGUGGAAAAGUUUAAAUAUCACUCUUUAAUUGAACCUGCAUGGGACCUGUAAUAUAAUGAAUUAAUCAAUAAAAGCGCAUGUAAAAAAGGCUUAAAG
This is a messenger RNA of Sebastes umbrosus (honeycomb rockfish), 3767 nucleotides long. It is a transcript of the gene shtn3, whose product is annotated as shootin 3. The transcript has 17 exons. Bases 839 to 2755 code for a protein of 638 amino acids. NCBI's taxonomy places the organism in Eukaryota, Metazoa, Chordata, Actinopteri, Perciformes, Sebastidae. The record is from RefSeq and is a predicted model, not a curated record.